AUGCCAUCUCUGACACAGUUGCCAGCCGAGAUGCGACAGCAGAUUCUCCUGCUAGUUCUGCCAGAUACUCACCGGGUAGAGUCUGCGGUGCCAAUACAAUUCAUCCAGCUCUUCCACAUCAACCAGCGUCUCCGCCUCGACAUGGUCGCUGUGGCCGGCAUCUGGACGCCCAUUCACUACAUCUCUUCUCCUUGCACGCUCACAGCGCGCUCGCCACGCACCCGCGGCUGGAAUCUCAACCGCAUUUGCCUGGACCUCUUCUCCACAUCCUUCCUCGGCCGCAUCGUGAAUAGAUAUCCCAACGCACAUCACCCUAACUACCUGCACCCCGAACUCAUUGCCCUUUGGAACAACGCUGUUCCGUUUCUGCCAAAGGACGUUGAAGAAGUCUGGUUGGGUGUCACGCCAGCGCCAGCGGAGAAGCGCGUGCACCACCCCACAUGGCAGGAGUGUGGCCCGCGGUGGAUCGAUGUGUUCGUGCAUAACGAUCACGCGAGUCAGAGGUUCUUGGGUGGUCAUAUACAGGAUGUAGCGGCGCUGGUCAAGAAGAUCGAUGAUCAUUACGAAGGAUGUGUGAGUAUCAAACUCUCGGGUAGGCUGAGUGUAAAGAGUGCUUUUUUCGUUGAAGCUAUAGGCCAGGAAGUUGAAAAGGAUUUGGAGUUCGUGGGAAGGUGGGUGUCAAACGAGGAAGCGCCGGGUGCUGCUGUAUCAUCGCAGCUGUUGUGUCCGAUGGCGCGGAAGAAGCGCCGGUGUGGUACGCAUCUUCUGGCGUGGCUAGGCAAUGUUGCUUGGAGUAAGGAGGCUGGUGAUGCGUAUGCUGGACUUGCGGAUCAGGGUUUUGAUAGGAUGCUCAUGGAAGACAUAAAAGGGAUUGCGAAGCUCUGCGAUGGCGAGGGCAUGAUAGUGUUGCUGCCGGGGAACAUUUUGAGGAGGGCUUUCCAGCACCGAGUUGCGGCGGAUUUGGGCUUGAAGACGGUCGAAGUAAGCGAGGGGAGUGAUAGACAUGUGGUCGUGCGGCGGUAG
Ascochyta rabiei is the source of this 1023-nucleotide messenger RNA. RefSeq lists its product as uncharacterized. Gene Ontology annotation, molecular function: nucleic acid binding. NCBI's taxonomy places the organism in Eukaryota, Fungi, Ascomycota, Dothideomycetes, Pleosporales, Didymellaceae. The transcript has a single exon. Bases 1 to 1023 code for a protein of 340 amino acids. The record is from RefSeq and is a predicted model, not a curated record.